This is a messenger RNA of Bipolaris maydis ATCC 48331, 1014 nucleotides long. RefSeq lists its product as uncharacterized. Gene Ontology annotation, molecular function: RNA binding. NCBI's taxonomy places the organism in Eukaryota, Fungi, Ascomycota, Dothideomycetes, Pleosporales, Pleosporaceae. Gene Ontology annotation, cellular component: nucleus; cytoplasm. The record is from RefSeq and is a predicted model, not a curated record.
AUGUCUCAAAUCGCUUCAAAGAACAUUUACGAGCUACUGGGCAAUGACCCAGAGCUCGACCCCAACAGGCCGGCUGACCCGCCAACGAGGGCAAUUGAGAAGCCCGUCAUGAGGCAUGGCAAGCGCGAUGGAUCCGACCUCCCCAAGUCCAUCCCCGAGAGGCAGAGCCACCAGAACCGUGCCAAGCAGACCGACAACGCCAACGAGAACGCUUUCCGGGAUCGUGGCGUAGGAUCUGACAAGAACCGUGGAAGGGGAUCUGGUGAGCCUACUGGCACUGGAGCUCGCGGUGGCCAGCGCGGUCGUGGUCGCGGUGGUCGCGGUGGAGGUCGUGGUGGUGCCCGCGCCGAUGACCGUCACAGCAGGACCGGCAUCAGCGAACACGACAAGCAAGUUGCUCACGGCUGGGGCGGAAAGGACGGCGAUGCUGAGUUGGCUGAUGAGCAGGCUGGCGAGGCCAUCGCUCAGGCCGAAGAGAAGGACGCUAUCCGGGAAGAUGCCGAGGGCGAGAACGCCGAGCCUGAGCCCGAAGAUAAGAGCAAGUCCUACGCUGCCUACCUUGCUGAGCAGGCCGAGAAGAAGCUUUCUCUUGCCGCCCAGAACGUUCGCAAGGCCAACGAGGGCAGCAGCCAGAAGUUCCCCGAAGGUACUGCGCUCUCCCGCGACGACCAAGAAGACUUCAUCGCCGGUGGACAAGGCAAGGCCAAGCGUGAGCGCGCGCGCAAGGAAAAGGUUCACGUUGAGCUCGACGGUGACCGUAUGCUUGCUCCCCCUCCCCGUGAGGGCGGCGGCCGAGGACGCGGUCGUGGCCGUGGCGAAUUCCGUGGCGGCGAGGGACGUGGGCGUGGAAACGGCGAGGGACGCGGUCGCGGCGAGGGUCGUGGAGAGUUCCGCGGACGUGGCCGUGGCGGUGAGACUCGUGGACGUGGUGAUGCCCGUGGUCGUGGUGGCCGCGGUGGUGCCCCCGGUCCCAACAUCACCGACUCAAGCGCCUUCCCCAGCCUCGGCGCAUAG